AUGCCGGGUGUACACCAGGAAGCUGAAGGCAUCACUGGUCGGUUUUGGCUUCGGGGGUGGAUCAGCCAGAAGCUCUUCAACUUCGUCCGGGUCGAGCUCCGGCUCCGGCUCGGGUUCAGGUUCCUCAGGUUCCUCAGGUUCUUCUGGCUCGGGUUCUGGCUCAUCCGGGGCAUCUUCAGCAGCAGCUUCUCUUGCUUCAAUCUUGCUCUGCAGCGCCUCGUAUCUCUCCUUAUCCUUCUUACCCAACUUCCCUCUCCUCUCUUUCUUAGCUUCGAGGGCCGCGAAUUCUGCAUCAUCCGCUGCGUCUUCCUCGGCCUUCGCUGCAGCUUCCUCGGCUGCUUUAGCUGCUGCUUCUUCGGCCUCUGCGGCGGCAGCCUCCUCGGCUUCCUUGGCUGCUGCUUCUGCUGCUUCUGCUGCUUCUUGAGCUGCUGCUUCCGCAGCCGCAGCCCGUUGAUCGGAACGCUCUUUCAGGUACUCAUACCUCUCGCGGCUCUUAGUGGGAAGCCUUCCGAACCUCUUUUCUCUCCUGGCCUCCAGCUCGGCGAGCUCUGUCUCUUCAGCCUCAAUUUCUUCGGCUUCCUUCGCAGCAGCCUCCUCAGCUUCUCUAGCAGCAGCCUCUUCUGCUGCAGCGGCUUCCUCUGCGGCGGCGGCGGCUUCAGCUUCGGCGGCAGCUGCUUCAGCUUCAGCGGCGGCCUCUGCUGCAGCAGCGGCAUCUGCAGCCCCCUCAAGGUCUGCGAGCUCUGCCUCUUCAGCUUCGAUCUCUUCGGCUUCCUUUGCAGCGACCUCCUCGGCCUCCCGAGCAGCUGCAUCUUCUGCAUCUUCUGCAUCCUCUUCGUCGACUUCAUCAUCCUCCGGGGCCUCUUCAGGUUCCGGAUCUGGCUCGGCUGCCUCUGCUGCUGCUGCUGCUGCUGCUGCAUCCGCAGCCCCCUCAAGGUCGGCGAGCUCUGUCUCUUCAGCCGCAAUCUCCUCAGCUUCACGAGCAGCCGCCUCAGCCGCAGCAGCAUCGUCAGCCUCGGGCUCUUCUUCAGCCUCGGGCUCUUCCUCGUCCUCCUCGGGAGCAUCUUCAUCUUCGGGGGCUGGUUCUUCCUCAGCAGCUGCGGCUGCAGCGGCUGCAUCCGCAGCUCGCUUCUCAGAGCUCGGCUAACUCCGUCUCCUCAGCUUCGAUUUCCUCAGCUGCAGCUGCGUCGUCGGCCUCAGGAGUCUCCUCGGGUUCAGGUUCGGGCUCUGGCUCUGCCUCAGCUUCUUCAGCUGCCUCAGCUGCCUCAGCGGCAGCAGCCGCUGCUGCUGCCCGCUGUUCUGAACGUUCUUUCAGAUAUUCGUAUCUUUCGGUCCGUCAUCAACCUCAGGCUCAGGCUCGGGCUCGGGCUCGGGUUCGUCUUGUUCUUCCUCUUCUUCUACAGCCGCCUCAGCAGCGGCAGCGGCGGCAGCAGCAUCCGCAGCCCCUUUCCGAGCCUCGAGAUCAGCCAGUUCCUGCUCCUCGAGAAGAAUUUCUUCAGCUUCCUGAGCAGCUGCUUCAGCGGCAGCUGCAUCAUCAGCCUCGGCCUCGGCCUCAGCGUCUUCAAAAACCUCCUCGGGGGCUUCUUCAGCUUCAGGCUCAGGCUCAGGCUCAGGCUCAGCUUCUUCUUCUUCUACAGCUGCCUCGGCGGCGGCAGCAGCAGCGGCAGCAUCUGCAGCCCGUUUCUCCGAACGCUCUUUAAGAAAGUCUUCCGCCUCUUCUACUUGAAUCUCUUCAGCCUCUCUUGCUGCAGCCUCUUCGGCUUCCUUUGCUGCAGCUGCAGCUUCUGCUUCGGCUGCGGCGGCGGCUUCGGCGGCGGCGGCAGCUUCUGCUUCAGCUGCUGCUGCUUCAGCCGCAGCUUUCUCCUCAGCUCUUUUAUCAGCUCGCUCCUUGAGAUAGUCGUAGCGUUCACGCUCUUUUUUGCUCGCCAGCUUCCCUCGCUUAGCCUUCCUAGCUUCGAGCUCAGCAAGCUCAGCAUCUUCAAUCUCAAUCUCCUCAGCUUCACGAGCUGCCGCCGCUUCGGCUUCAGCUGCUGCUUGGGCUUCGGCCGCUGCCGCUGCUUCAGCUGCAGCUGCAGCAGCGGCUUCUUCGGCUUCCUUGGCAGCGGCUUCCGCUGCCUCUGGAUCUUCCUCUUCGGGAGCAGGUUCGGGUUCAGGCUCAGGCUCAGGCUCAGCUUCUGCAGCUUUUGCCGCCGCCCGCGCAUCGAUGCGCUCCUUGAGUUCAUCGUAGCGGUCGCGAUCUUUCUUGGCCGGAAGCCUCCCUCUCUUGGCCUUCUUAACUUCCAAUGCUGCAAGUUCGGCUUCCUCCAGAGCAAACUCCUCUGCUUCCCGAGCGGCCGCCUCUUCUGCCUCCCGAGCUGCGGCCUCCUCAGCUUCCCUAGCAGCAGCUUCCUCAGCCUCUUUAGCAGCAAGCUCCUCGGCUUCUCUCGCCGCCGCCUCUUCUGCCAGUCGAGCUGCCUCGGCCUCAGCCCUUGCGUUUGCCUUGUCCUUCAAUUGGUCGUAUCUCUCCUUGUCUUUCUUCGUGAACUUGUUCUUCUUUGGGUUGGCCUUCUUAACUUCCAAGGCUGCAAGUUCCGCCUCUUCUUCCGCAAUAAGAGCUGCUUCUGCUUCAGCGAGGGCUGCAGCUUCAUCAACCUCUGGUACUGGCUCCUCCGCUGGCUCCGGCUCCGGCUCCGGCUCUGGUUCUGGUUCUAG
Messenger RNA from Clonostachys byssicola, 2688 nucleotides. The record is from the annotation of a GenBank genome assembly. NCBI's taxonomy places the organism in Eukaryota, Fungi, Ascomycota, Sordariomycetes, Hypocreales, Bionectriaceae.